AUGGACGCCUUUGGUCUCCUUUUGAUGGCCUUCUCAUGGGCUUUGAUGCUUUUGCCAUUCACCCUCUACAAGACUGCCGACAAGGGCUUCAAGAACCCUUCGCUCAUUACCAUGUUCAUUGUUGGUGGUCUUCUCCAGAUCUCAUUCAUCGUGUGGGAAUGGAAAUUUGCCUCCCACCCUCUCAUGCCCAAGCGAAUCCUCAACAGAUCCCUUAUCUGCUUUUGCAUCAUCGACUUUAGCUACUACUCUCUGGCUACAUUCACAUACUGGUCCAACAUGAAUAGUAUCACUGUCUGUGCUGGUUUGAUCCAGAAGUACACUCAUCGAUACAAGUACCUUCAACUUUUCGGUCUUUGCACCCGACUUGUCGGCCAAUCUCUCGUCUACACUUCCACCCGAGGCCACACUGGCGACGCGAUGCUCAUCAUGGGUCUCGUCCUCAUCUCUAUGGGUGGUGCCUGCUCCGUCGUUGACUCCCAAGUAGCCACCCAGGCCUCGGUCCCCCACACAGACCUCGCCCUCGCCAUGGCCCUCCUCGCCCUCUGGACCCGUAUCGGGGGCGCCAUCGGUUCCGCCAUUGCCGCCGCCAUCUGGGCCAAUCAGCUCCCCAAACACCUCAGCGCCAACCUCGGCCAGUACAUGAACUCUACCCAGCUCGACGCCAUCUACGGCUCCAUCACCAAAGCCCGCGCUGUCACCGAGCACAGAGACCUGCUGAGGAAGGCGUACCUCGAUUCGGCGUGGUAUCUGGAGCUGCCUGCUUUGGUGUUGUGUGUUUUGCCCAUUGCUGCGGGACUUUGCAAGAGCAACUUCUUCCUCAGCGACACGCACAAUGCGAUUGAGGAGAAGAAGGUUGUGUUGAGGUCUUUGGAGGAGACGGAUGAGCAGGUGGUCAGGGAGAAGGUCAAGUAG
This is a messenger RNA of Cryptococcus wingfieldii CBS 7118, 912 nucleotides long. RefSeq lists its product as hypothetical. Lineage: Eukaryota; Fungi; Basidiomycota; Tremellomycetes; Tremellales; Cryptococcaceae. Gene Ontology annotation, biological process: transmembrane transport. The transcript has 5 exons. Bases 1 to 912 code for a protein of 303 amino acids. Gene Ontology annotation, molecular function: transmembrane transporter activity. The record is from RefSeq and is a predicted model, not a curated record.